Messenger RNA from Fusarium keratoplasticum, 867 nucleotides. RefSeq lists its product as uncharacterized. NCBI's taxonomy places the organism in Eukaryota, Fungi, Ascomycota, Sordariomycetes, Hypocreales, Nectriaceae. Bases 1 to 867 code for a protein of 288 amino acids. The record is from RefSeq and is a predicted model, not a curated record. The transcript has 2 exons.
AUGUCGGAUCGCGUCAACCAACUCGCUGGCCACCUCAACUACCCCAAGGGCAUGUUGGCUGGCCAAGUGGCCAUCAUCACUGGUAGUGGACAAGGCAUUGGCGCCGAAGCAGCGAGACUAUUCGCAAACGAAGGCGCAAAGGUUGUUGUCGCAGACAUUGAUGCCGACAAGUGCAACGCUGUCGCUGAGAGUAUCAAGUCCAAUGGCGGCCAAGCCAUCGCUGUCCCUGGAGACGUCCUCAAGGCAGACUAUAUAGACACUCUCAUCAAGCGCGCCGCCGACUUUGGCGAUGGAAAGAUCAACAUCAUCGUCAACAACGCCGGCUACACUUGGGACGGCGUCAUCCACAAGAUGACGGACAAGCAGUGGGAUACCAUCAUCGCCCUGCACUGCACCGCACCCUUCACCCUCGUCCGCGCCGCGGCUCCUUACUUCCGCGUGAAGGACGGAGCUCCGCGGUGCAUUGUCAACAUCUCGUCGACGUCUGGCGUGCAUGGCAACGCUGGGCAGCUCAACUAUGCACUUGCUAAGGCUGGUGUUACCGGCUUUACAAAGACUAUUGCCAAGGAAUGGGGCCCUAUGUUUGGCGUGAGGGCGAAUACCGUUGCCUUUGGGCACAUCUCUACAAGGCUGACAGCGGCCAAGGAGGAUGGAGCCUUUGUGAAAGGGCCAGAUGGCGAGAAGAUUGUUCUGGGAAUUCCGACCAAACAGAAGCAGGCCGCGGGAGAUGCUGCCCAUGCAGACAUCCCGCUGAGGAGACCAGGAACUGCGACAGAGGCGGCGAGCAGUAUUCUAGCUGUAGCUAGUCCCCUGUUCUCGUACGUGACAGGACAGACCAUCAUGGUAACGGGAGGGAGAAACAUGUAG